Molecule: messenger RNA, 796 nt
Organism: Uranotaenia lowii
Lineage: Eukaryota; Metazoa; Arthropoda; Insecta; Diptera; Culicidae
Gene: mRpL43
Product: 39S ribosomal protein L43, mitochondrial
Exons: 2
Coding region: 163-711 (182 amino acids)
Biological process (GO): mitochondrial translation
Cellular component (GO): mitochondrial large ribosomal subunit
Molecular function (GO): structural constituent of ribosome
Source: RefSeq, a predicted model, not a curated record
UUCUAAUUAAUUGAUUAUAACUUCUCGCAGCUUGAUAGUUACAAUUAACUUUAUAGUCAAGUUAAGGAAAACAAAUGCAAAAAAUAUUGUUAUAAUUAUUUUCACAAAAAUUGAAAGGUGUUUAGUUCCUAUAAACCCAAACAUCUCGUGGUGAGUGCGCUCAUGUCCAACUCGCACCUUUUCCUGAAAUCGGGAUUCCCCCGGGCCCCGUUGGCCAACGGAAUCGGCCGAUACGUGUGCCAAUUGCAACGGAUAACACUAAAGUACUGCAAAAACAAUGGUUCCAGCAAGGGAAUGCGCGAAUUCCUGGAGCAAGAUCUGCUCGACUUUAGCCGGGCCAAUCCCGGAGUGGUGGUGUACGUGAAACCGCGGCGCCAUCGGACGGCCGUGAUGACGGCGGAAUAUCUGAACGGGGACCGGCAGUGGGUAAACUGCCGAAACAACAGUCGCGAGGAGAUACAAAAGUGGGUCCAGGUGCUGCUGACACAGGCCGGCCUUUCGAGCGAGACCCGGUUACGUAAACUUUGGCACACCGAAGUACCCUCGAUUCAGGGACCAUGGACCCCGUUCACCCAUCAGCAUCCCUCGGGCAAUUUGGCGGACUAUCCGAGCCGGGAGCUGUCCGAGUUGCGGCUUCGAGACGAGACCGCUACCGAAAAGCUACUGAAACUUUACCAGGAACAGAAGGCGAACAUGGAUGCGAAGUCGUAGAAUGUUCUCUUAAUUUAUAACCGGUAGAUUUUAUUGAUGUUUAUUAGAUGCUUAUAAUCAUAAAUAAAAAAAAUCUUAGCAACAA